Mucor velutinosus is the source of this 1161-nucleotide messenger RNA. RefSeq lists its product as uncharacterized. The transcript has a single exon. NCBI's taxonomy places the organism in Eukaryota, Fungi, Mucoromycota, Mucoromycetes, Mucorales, Mucoraceae. Gene Ontology annotation, biological process: iron ion transmembrane transport. Gene Ontology annotation, cellular component: high-affinity iron permease complex; plasma membrane. Bases 1 to 1161 code for a protein of 386 amino acids. The record is from RefSeq and is a predicted model, not a curated record. Gene Ontology annotation, molecular function: ferrous iron transmembrane transporter activity.
AUGGGAGGUCAAGAUUUGUUCAAUGUGCCCAUCUUUUUCAUCGUCUUCCGCGAGACGACAGAAGCGUCUAUUAUUGUAUCCGUCUUACUGUCUUUCUUAAAAAAGGUCUUUGAGCCUGAUUCUACCAUCUUUAAGCGUUUGCGCAAACAAGUCUGGGUCGGUGCUGCAUUGGGUCUACUCAUUUGUUGCGCAAUUGGCGCCGCAUUCAUUGCUGUAUGGUACACUGUGCUUAAUGAUCUCUGGGGAAAUUCUGAAGACAUCUGGGAAGGUUGUUUUUCGCUGAUUGCUACUAUUAUGAUCACUGUCAUGGGUCUGGCUAUGCUUCGAACUGAAAGAAUGCAAGAGAAAUGGAAAGUCAAAUUGGCAAAAACCAUGGAAGACAAGGGUGAAAAGAUUGGCUUCAAGGCCUGGAUGCAAAAGUAUUCGUUCUUCUUUCUUCCAUUCAUCACUGUGCUGAGAGAAGGCCUUGAAGCCGUUGUAUUUAUUGGUGGUGUAUCUCUGGAUGUUCAGGCAAAGUCAAUCCCCAUUGCUGCCAUCAUGGGGUUUCUCUGUGGCUGUGCCGUUGGUUUGGUCAUUUACCGCGGUGGAAGUCUGCUGCAUUUGCGCUGGUUUUUUAUCAUCUCUACCAUCAUCUUGUAUCUCGUGGCUGCUGGUUUAAUGGCAAAGGCUGUAGGUUACUUUGAACAAAACGCCUGGAAUAAAGUAAUUGGCGGCGAAUCUGCUGAUGUGAUUAGCUACAAGAUGACUACGGCUGUAUGGCAUGUUUCUUGGGGAGAUCCAGAGGCCAACACGGAUACAAGCGGUGGCUGGGAGAUCUUUAAUGCUAUUCUUGGCUGGAACAAUACAGCUACUAUUGGUACCAUUGUCAGUUACUGUCUCUACUGGAUUGCUGUUGCAUUCGCUCUUGUGUACAUGAACUGGAAAGAGAGACGCGCUGCUAUUGCCAAACUUCAAAACGGUGAUUGGGAAGUCGAUGGUGAUGCUGCUCUUGAGAACGCCAAAGCCUAUAUUGAUCAAGAUGGUGUUAUUGUAGGCGAAGAAGAAACUGCGCGUGCUACUACAUCUACUGAUAUUACACCUUCCUUAAGCCAAGAGGCAGGCCAUCGUCAUGUCAAUGAAGCGAUUGAAAUGUCGAAUACUUCCUUCAAGGGAAAAUAUUAA